Micromonas commoda is the source of this 665-nucleotide messenger RNA. RefSeq lists its product with no specific name. The transcript has a single exon. NCBI's taxonomy places the organism in Eukaryota, Viridiplantae, Chlorophyta, Mamiellophyceae, Mamiellales, Mamiellaceae. The record is from RefSeq and is a predicted model, not a curated record. The coding region runs from base 1 to 570 and encodes 189 amino acids.
AUGUUUGCCACGGUCGUGCGACUCGCGCCCGUGUGCGUAUCCAAGCCCGCGCUUCGUCGCGGGGCGUCUGCACCCAAGCUCGCGCCUCAUCGCGUCGCGUCACUCGGGUAUCCUCGCCCUUCCGUCAAGGCGAGGGUGAACCUCAAGGAGGACUUGGAGAGCGUCGACCCGGGUGAGACAAAGGAUGCUCUCCUUAAUGGCGACGCCGGCGAGAAAUUCCAGGUGGCCGUGGGCAUCGGCGGUCUCGUCGCCAGCGGGAUCAUGACCUGGUCACUGGUAACCCUGAAGGACACAGGCUGCGGACUGCCCCCCGGUCCCGGAGGCGUCCUCGGGGCACUCGAGGGUGUAUCUUAUCUUUACGUGGUCGGAUUAAUAGCGUGGAGCGCCAUCACGAAGGCCAAGACCGGCAGCGGCCUGCCCGCCGGCCCCGGAGGCAUCCUAGGCGGGGCGGAGGGUAUCGCAUACCUGGUCGCCCUCGGCGGUGUCGUCGUCGGCGUCAUGCAGGUGACACAUUUCGGAUUUAUCCCAAACGCCAUCCCCGUCGAAGGCGGACCCUGCUUCUCCCCGUAAGUGCAACGGUAAGUGCUAGUCGCGCAGUGACUCGAGUCCGUCUGUGAGCUAGGUGUUUGUGAGGUGUAUUAAAAAAAUGUAAGUAAUCGGUAAUA